Messenger RNA from Panicum hallii, 2143 nucleotides. RefSeq names its product leucine-rich repeat extensin-like protein 3. The transcript has a single exon. The coding region runs from base 1 to 1638 and encodes 545 amino acids. The record is from RefSeq and is a predicted model, not a curated record. NCBI's taxonomy places the organism in Eukaryota, Viridiplantae, Streptophyta, Magnoliopsida, Poales, Poaceae. Gene Ontology annotation, molecular function: protein binding.
AUGAGAGGAGCCGUGUUCCUGGCGGUCCUCGUCGCCGCCGCGGCCCUCGGCGCGGCGGCGGCGGCGGGGGAGGGGCGGCCGGCGGCGGUGGAGGUGGACCCGCGGUGGCGGUUCCCGAGCCGGCGGCUGCGGGACGCGUACGUCGCGCUGCAGACGUGGAAGCGGCAGGCCAUCUUCUCCGACCCCCGGAACCUCACGGCCGACUGGGUGGGGCCCGGGGUCUGCAACUACACGGGCGUCUACUGCGCGCCGCUCCCCACGGCACCCCGCAGCCACGGCGGCGGGGAGCUCGCCGUGGCCGGGGUCGACCUCAACCACGGCGACAUCGCGGGGUUCCUCCCGCCGGAGCUCGGCCUGCUCGCCGACCUUGCGCUGCUCCACCUCAACUCCAACCGCUUCUGCGGCGUCCUCCCACCCACGCUGCGCCGCCUCCGCAUCCUCCACGAGCUCGACCUCAGCAACAACCGCUUCGUCGGCCCGUUCCCUGACGUCGUCCUCGACCUCCCCGCGCUCCGCUUCCUCGACCUACGGUUCAACGACUUCGAGGGCUCCGUGCCGGCGCGCCUCUUCGACCGCCCGCUCGACGCCAUCUUCCUCAACCACAACCGCCUCCGCUUCCAGCUCCCGGACAACAUCGGCAACUCGCCGGCCUCCGUCGUCGUCCUCGCGCACAACAGCUUCGGUGGGUGCCUCCCGGCGAGCAUCGCCAACAUGUCCGGCACGCUCAACGAGAUCCUGCUCAUCAACAACGGGCUGAGCUCCUGCUUCCCGGCGGAGCUCGGGCUGCUGCGGGAGCUCACGGUGCUCGACGUCAGCUUCAACGAGCUCGAGGGCCCGCUGCCGCCGGAGCUGGCCCUGAUGAGGAAGCUGGAGCAGCUGGACGUCGCGCACAACCGGCUCACCGGCGCGAUACCGCCGGGGAUUUGCGAGCUGCCGCGCCUCAAGAACUUCACCUUUACCUACAACUACUUCACCGGCGAGCCGCCGGCGUGCGCGCGCGUCGUGCCGCGGGACAGCGACCGGAGCAACUGCCUGCCCAACCGCCCGGCGCAGCGGACGUCGCAGCAGUGCGCCGCGUUCAACGCCCGCCCGCCCGUCAAAUGCGCCGCGUUCCAGUGCAAGCCGUUCGUCCCGCCACUGCCCCCGCCGCGGCUUCCAUCACCGCCGCCGCCCGCGCCACCUCCACCAUCACCUCCGCUGCCGUCACCGCCCCCGCCAUCGCCGUCUCUUCCUCCAGCAUCGCCACCGCCGCCAUCUCCACCACCACCAUCACCGCCGCCGCCGUCUACACCGCCAUCACCACCGCCGCAUUCCCCGCCUCCUCCCGCGCCUGUUCACCGCCCACCGCCACCCCCGGCCGCUCCACAUUGCCCACCAUGCCCCAUUCUGCCCCCACAGCCACCCUGCACACCAACGCAUCCAUGGCCGCCGCCGCCACCGUCUUACCCCGGUCCAUUGCCACCCACAGAUCCUGUUCGAUACGCAUCACCACCACCGCCACCGCAUUACCCCGGCCCAUUGCCACAUGCAGACCCUGUUCGAUACCCGUCACCACCGCCUCCACCGCAUCACCAAAACCCAUGGCCAUCAGUACACCCAGUUCAAUAUGGAUCGCCGCCGCCCCCUCCACUGCAUUGAUAGAAUCUCGAAGGAAUGAAAUUUGAUGGAUAGAUGGUUUGGUUUAGCUCUUGCCCCUCGCCUCCUGCAAUGGCUAACGGCUGCCAGAUUUACCGAUGUACGUGGUCAUUGUCAUGCUUAGCUAAUGGUGUUCUUGGUUGAUGACGACGUAUGUGAAGAGAGUGUGGUAAGCUGGUUACAAUUUUCUGAAUUAUGGUUUGUCGGUGUCAGUCCAGCCGUUGUUGCUGAAAGGGAUUGGAUUGAAGGCGAUGGGUGGGACUUUGGAGCAUUUAGGCUUGGAAUUGGUGGUUAAUUGGCUGUGAAUAAAGAAGAGUUUGAGUGGGACAGAAGAGGAUUGUAGCCUUGUAGGUGCAGGGAUAUCAUAUAUCUGGGUGUAUAGAGAACUUCAGUUCAGUUCAGUCAGACAUAAAGUUUAGAACAAGAAAAUUCAAGUGCUAUUUGUUCCUUUUGUAUCACAGCUAUUAUUGGUUUUUUAUUCUUAUAUUAUUUACUUCGAUUCUUUUAA